This is a messenger RNA of Malaclemys terrapin pileata, 2098 nucleotides long. RefSeq names its product myb/SANT-like DNA-binding domain-containing protein 2. NCBI's taxonomy places the organism in Eukaryota, Metazoa, Chordata, Testudines, Emydidae. Gene Ontology annotation, cellular component: nuclear body. Gene Ontology annotation, biological process: positive regulation of DNA-templated transcription. The coding region runs from base 1031 to 1597 and encodes 188 amino acids. The transcript has 2 exons. The record is from RefSeq and is a predicted model, not a curated record.
AGGGAGAGAUGUGAUAUAAAAUUAUUCUACUUAACUGACAAGGGGGCAAAUUUAUCACAUACAUACAGGGUCAGCUAUAGGUUGUCUUAACUCAGGAAGAUUACCACCCAAAGGUCAGGGACGACCCAGAAUCUGUACAGAGGACAUUUGUAACUAUUUUUGCCACUCAUAACCCUACGUGGCAAGAUAUCCAAGUUCUUUUAAAAACUCAACUUUCUGAGAAAGAAAGGAAACAAGUGCUCAGUCGAGCUCAGGAUUCUAUAGGUGAUUUACCCCCUCCGCCACCAGGACGGAAUGCCCUGAAAGCAGGAGAUGUAACCGGGGGUGAUCCUAACUGAGAUUACAACAAUGCUGGAGAUCAAUGUAAGUUAACCUCUUUCAAGACUGUAAUUUUAGACGGAAUCAAGAAGGCUGGGCAAAGAACUACUAAUUGGAGGAAAGUAACUUCUGUCCAUCAAGGCCCAGAUGAACACCCCUCAGAUUAUUAUGAAAGACUAAUGAAAGCUCCUAGGUUGUUUGGGGGUUUAGAUCCUGAGGCAGAAGCAAACGUGCCAGUGAUAAGAGGAUUGUUUGAAGACCAGGCUGUGGAAGAUAUAAGGAGGAGAUUAAAUGAUGUGGAAGGAUUUGCAGGGAUGCCUCUCUCUCAGGCCUGGUCUACACUAUGGGUUUAGGUCGACUUUAGCAGCGUUAAAUCGAAUUAAGCCUGGACACGUUCACACGACGAAGCCCUUUCUUUCGACUUAAAGGGCCCUUUAAACUGGUUUCUUUACACCACCUUCGACGAGGGGAUUAGCGAUAAAAUCGGCCUUUGCGGGUCGGAAUUGGGGUAGUGUGGACGGAAUUCGACGUUAUUGGCCUCCGGGAGCUAUCCCACAGUGCUUCAUUGUGACCGCUCUGGACAGCACUCUCAACUCAGAUGCACUGACCAGGUAGACAGGAAAAGACCCGCGAAUGUUUGAUUUUCAUUUCCUGUUUGUCCAGCGUGGAGAGCACAGGUAACCAUGCAGAGCUCAUCAGCACAGUAACCGAGAUGGAGUUCCAGGAUCACAAAAGAGCUCCAGCAUGGACCGAACGGGAGGUAUGGGAUCUGCUCGCCAUAUGGGGAGAUGAAUCAGUGCUAGCUGAACUCCGUAGCAGUAAAAGAAAUGGCAAAGUAUUAGAAAAGGUCUCCAAGGCCAUGAAGGACCGAGGCCAUAACAGGGACACACAGCAGUGCCGUGUGAAAAUUAAGGAGCUACGGCAAGCCUACAACAAAGCCAGAGAAGCAAAUGGAAGGUCCGGGGCAGAGCCGCAAACUUGCCGCUUCUACGCGGAGCUGCAUGCCAUUCUAGGGGGUGCAGCCACCACUACCCCAACCGUGUGCUAUGACUCCGUCAAUGGAGAAACACACAGGGAAGAGGGUUUGGGGAACAAGGAAGAUGAGGAUGGAGGUAAUGUAGGUAGCUCACAGCAGCAAGGAAGCAGAGAAACCGGUUUCCCCAACAGCCAGGAUAUGUUUGUCACCCUGGACCUGGAACCAGUAACCCCGAACUCACCCAAGACCCUGAGGGCACACAGGAGACCUCUACUGCAAAUGUUUCUCCUUCGCAGAGGCUAGUGAACAUUAGAAAGAGAAAACGGAGGACGCGGGACGAUAUGUUCACGGAGCUCCAGAUGUCCUCCCACGCUGAUAGAGCACAGCAGAAUGCGUGUAGGCAGUCAAUGUCAGACAUGAGAAAAGCACAAUAUGAACGAGAGGAGAGGUGGCUGGCUGAAUGGCGGGAUGAAGAGAGCAAGUGGCGGGCUGAAGAUGAUAGGUGGCGUCAGCUUGCAGACAGAAGGCAAGAGUCAAUGCUCCGUCUGCUGGAGCAUCAAAGUGAUAUGCUCCAGCGUAUGGUUGAGCUGCAGGAAAGGCAGCAGGAGCAGAGACCGCCGCUACAGCCCCUGUGUAACCAACAGCCCUCCUCCCCAAGUUCCAUAGCCUCCUCACCCAGACACCCAAGAACACGGUGGGGGGGGCCUCCGGCCACCCAGUCACUCCACCCCAGACGAUUGCCUAAGCAUCAGAAGGCCAAUUAUCCCCGUACUUGUGUGAGGAAUUAAUAAAGAAUGCAUGAAU